AACUCCGCACCCUCCCCGCCCCGCUCUCGGAGAGGUCCCCGAGCGGGCGGGCGGGGAUCGGUUCUGGUCCAGGGAGGAGGAGGAGACGCGGCCACUGACUCUGCGGGCGGUUCGCUCUCUCACGUCCGUGCGAGUCGCGGUGGUGGGUGGCCGAGGCGCUCACGUCGGCACGAGUGGCCGAGCCGCCUGUAAGGACGACAGCAACCAGCGCCACUCGCUCACAACUGCAGCAGCGGCAGUGGCAGCAGCAGCAGCGCCUCUCUCGAGCCUCUUGUGAGUGAGUGGCCGAGUCUUUAACCCGAGCAGACGUGAGAGCCGGUGAGUGUGGGCGGCUCGUGGUGAGGAUGAGCGGCUCGUGGUGAGGGUGAGCGUGGUGAGGGUGAGCGUGGCGAGGAUGAGCGUGGCGAGGCCGCCCUGCUGCUGGUCUCCCCCUCCUCCCCCUCGUGGCGCCUUCCUCCGCCGCUGAGGCGCUCCCGGCGGACUCCGCCACGGGGCCCGCGUCCUCGCCCAGGGGCAGCUCCCCAGCCGACUCCAGCCGUGACAUUACCGUGCUGUGAAGAAGGGCCAUUGCUCGGAACGUCGUCUAUUGUGGCGACCCCCCCUUUCAGGGCCACACGCGCACUGUUGUCGAGGAACGCGGAGUGUGAGCGCUGCCGCUACUGUGAGCGCGGUGGCUCCCUGGCGGAGGAGGAGGUGUGAGGAGAAGGAGGAGGAGGAAAGAGAUUCGAGGAGCAGGACACAGCGGGCUGGCACUCAAGGCAGCGAGUAAGGAGAGAGAGGAGAGAAAGCGGACGAGGAAGAGGAUAGAAGUGGAGCGAGACGAGGUUUAAUCAGGAGUGGCGCGGGAGACGACGACGAGGAGGAGGAGGGGAUUGGAGAAGGAGGAAGUCAGGAGGCGAGCAGGAGGAGGUGGGCCAGCAGUGAGGUGGACGCUGCCGGGCGACCAUGCAUCACCAGGGCGACGAGCUGGAGAUGGAGGCGAGCCGCUUCCUGCAGGACCUGGACCUGUACGAGGCGUCCAGCCACGGCCUGUUCAGGGUGGGCAAGGCCGACGCGCCGAGCGCGGGCUUCGAGGAGGCCAGGCAGCGCUUCUCGGGCCGCCUGAGCCUCCAGCCCGACGGGAUAUCAAUGUUGCCACCAUCAUCGCCCUCUUCAGCAGCAGCAGCAGCAGCAGCAGCGGUGUCACCGCCAUCAUCAUCACCAGCAGCUGCUGCCCAGCCAGGGGCCGUACCGCGUCGCCUUCCCGCCGACUGGAGCUCUGAGGUCCACGGCUCUGGAGGGCCCGUGGCUCCGGGCAGGAGCGAGGCCUCCAGAGAGAUGGGGCCUCCAGCCUGGGCCCAGCAGCAGCAGCAACAUCACCCCGAGGCGACAUCGGCUUCUGAAGAGAGUUUCUUCAGGAGCAAGGAGAGACUCCAGACCGCGCCGGUGGAUGGGGCUGUGGUCUUGAGUGAGAACCACCACCAAGGUUCAUUGCGCGAGGGACACCAGGGCAGGUUGAGUGAGCGCCAUCAGAGUAUGUCGAGUGAGGGACACCAGGGGCAGAUGGGUGAGGUGCACCAUGUGAGAUUUAUUGAAGGACAGGAAGGGAGAUCGAGUGAGGGAUACCAUGGGAGAUCGAGUGAGGUCAACCAGGGUAGAUUGAAGGAGGUCAACCAGGUGAUAUUUAGUGAGGGACACCAGGACAAGUUGAACGAUGUCCACCAAGGAAAGAUAAGUGUGUCGAGUGAGGUCCACCAGGUGGGAAUGAGUGAGGGCCACCAGAGGAGAUUGAACGAUGGUCAGCAGGUCCAGCCACCGGCGUGCCCCGCACCGCCACCUCUGCCCCAUAAGUGGGGCCUCCAGAGGGCCACAGAGCCAGCGGGCCCAACGGCACCUCCUCACGGCCACAGGUCCGCGAAGUUCACCAUCCCCGUGCAGAACAAGCAGGACUUCAGCAGCAGCACCGAGGAGCGACUUGAGGCCAUGGCCCAGCAGAUCGAGAGUGAGCUGGACUCCAAGAAGCCCGAUGAGUACUACGGUGUGUGCGUGAAGUGCAACGAGGGAGUGUACGGGAUGGGCGAGGCCUGCCAGGCCAUGGGCUGCUACUACCACACGCGCUGCUUCACGUGCUGCUCCUGCGGCAGACGCCUGCGCGGGAAGGCGUUCUACAACGUCAACGGGAGGGUCUACUGCGAAGAGGACUAUCUGUACUCCGGCUUCCAGCAGAACGCGGACAAGUGCUUUGAGUGCGGCCACCUGAUCAUGGAGACGAUCCUGCAGGCCGUGGGCAAGGCGUACCACCCGACGUGCUUCCGCUGCGUCGUCUGCAACGAGGGCCUGGACGGGGUCCCCUUUACCGUCGACCGCGACCACCGGGUCUACUGCGUGCAGGACUACCACCGGACGUUCGCCCCGAAAUGCGCGGCUUGCGGCCUCCCCAUCCUCCCUAACCAGGGUUCGGAGGAGGUGAUCCGUGUGGUGUCCAUGGACAGAGACUACCACGUGGAGUGCUACCACUGCGAGAGCUGCAAGAUGCGGUUGAACGACGAGGAGGGGCGGCGGUGCUAUCCGCUCGGCGGGCGCCUGCUGUGCCACCACUGCCACCUGCAGCGGAGGGAGCCGGCGGGCGGCAGCAGCGCGUCGCCGUGACGACGCCGUCGUCGCCGCCGCCGCACGACGAUCCCGGCGCAGGUCGGCUGCGUGGCCGUCGUCGUCGCUGUCGCCGCUGAAUCUGAUACCGGUGCCGCCCGUGCGCUUUAGUCGGACCGUGGGGGAUCCCCGGUGGCAGCUGUCCCUGUGCGGCACAAGAUGAACGCAGCACCGGCCUGCAAGUGGGCGCCAGCCUACCAGCGGGGGGCGAUGUGUUGCUGUGCGUGAAUAGGGAUUCAGUAGUUUGCGAGUAGUCGAUCACAUUUGGGGCGUGGCGGCAGCACACGUGGCCCACACUUUUGUUGAAUAAUCUUGACACCCACGACACAUCGCAGCAUUUGCCCAGGUUGGCCGCCGGCUUCGAAGGUGCAAACCUCUUCUGGCGAGCGGCGAACGCGCUACCGCUCGGCUCCGUCACCGCCCCGGUUUCUGGACCGCCGGCAAAAACGGAGAAAGCGGGAAGAGACGACGCCCCGCAUGCUGCCAGCCGGGGCUCUGGACGGGGGCUCCCCAAUAGCCUCUCUCCGGCUGUUGACCGAGUUCAUUGUCCCGCGGUUGACUUCCUACCGUGAAUCUGGGAACGAAGUGUGAGACGGCAGGGUGCCUCACCUGCUGCACCUGCUGCACCUGCUGCACGUGCUGCACCUGCUGCACCUGCUGCACCUGCUGCACAUGCUGCACCUGCUGCACCUGCUGCGCAUGCUGCACCUGCUGCACAUGCUGUCGAGCCGCACGUGGGUCCGCUCUCCGAGCACAUCUGGAGAACAGGCACUUUAGCGGGCAUCGUUUUUAAUAUUUUUAUUUUGCGUGGACACCGCGGCAGUUUGUUUAAAUUAUAGUGCACCCAGCCGAGGUCGUGGCGCUAAAUUAAAGGUGUUGUUGGUACCGAGUCGGGUGUGUGGUGGUGGAGGUAUUUUAAUUUAAAGAGAAUCAAAUUAAUAUAAUUAGGAUACAUAAAAAAUGCUUGUAUUUUGAAUAAACGUUAGAAUUUUG
This is a messenger RNA of Lethenteron reissneri (Far Eastern brook lamprey), 3621 nucleotides long. It is a transcript of the gene LIMD1, whose product is annotated as LIM domain containing 1. Gene Ontology annotation, biological process: regulation of DNA-templated transcription; response to hypoxia; negative regulation of hippo signaling. Gene Ontology annotation, molecular function: transcription corepressor activity. The record is from RefSeq and is a predicted model, not a curated record. NCBI's taxonomy places the organism in Eukaryota, Metazoa, Chordata, Hyperoartia, Petromyzontiformes, Petromyzontidae. Gene Ontology annotation, cellular component: adherens junction; P-body; nucleus.